GCGCUCGGCGCGGCGGACCGGGCGGAGUUCGAGCGCCUCUGGGUCGUCUUCUCCGCCUGCUUGGAGAUCUUGGAGAGCGACAUGCGGCGCGCCCUGGAGCUGGGGCAGGCGUUCCCGCUCCACGUGCCCAAGAAGCCGCUCAUCCAGACCGGCUUGAGCGGCGGCACCGCCGGCGUGGCCGCCCGGGCCAUGAGCGUGCAGAACAUGAAGUACGAGGCGGAGCCCGACAUCGACGUGGUGGACCUGGCGGACCUGGAGCACGAGAUCCACCAGGUGGGGGAGAUGCUCUACGAGAUGGAGAUGAAGGUCAACGUCCCGCGCUGGACGGUCGAGGCCAAGCAAGACCCGGGCGCCGAGCUGAAUGCCACCAUCAGCGUGGGCGCCUCGUCCCUCGGCGCGAUCUCGGUGGAGAACAGACCCGUUUGCGAUCUCAGCAAGGUGCUGGCCGGCGGCGUGUUUACCGCCGUCCUCCUGAUCGCCAUAGUCCUGGCGGUGUGCGUGGCCAAGCUCUCCUAAGGCUGGGGCUGCGGCGCUUCCUUCGGGGAGGACGUCUUCCGAGGUGCAGCAACAGUGUUGACUUGGCUGGAUCCGCUGAAAUGCUGUUUUAGCGCUCAAGAACAGUCGGUCCAGGGGAGAUCUCUGAUGGUAU
Python bivittatus (Burmese python) is the source of this 649-nucleotide messenger RNA. Lineage: Eukaryota; Metazoa; Chordata; Lepidosauria; Squamata; Pythonidae. The record is from RefSeq and is a predicted model, not a curated record.